AUUCAAUCAGAUCAACUGCGGGCAUCCUGCGAGAGCCAGACGCCAGGACGCUGCAUCACACUGGGACCGAUUCAGGGCUUUUCUGCUGCGUCUUUUCCUUUUUUGUUGUUCUUUUUUUUGGAUUCCGUUCUCAACAAAGGCUGUCGCCAUUAUCAGCGCCAUGAAGGAAAGGAGGAACACGCAGCCGCUGGUGGUCAGGUGUAAACUGGUUCUAGUGGGAGACGUCCAAUGCGGAAAAACGGCGAUGUUGCAAGUGUUGGCGAAGGAUUGUUACCCGGAGACCUACGUGCCCACGGUGUUUGAAAACUACACAGCCUGUCUGGAGCUGGAGGAGCAGCGAGUGGAGCUGAGUCUGUGGGACACCUCAGGUUCCCCAUAUUACGACAAUGUGAGGCCUCUGUGCUACAGCGACUCGGAUGCAGUGUUGCUGUGUUUUGACAUCAGCCGCCCCGACACCGUAGACGGGAGUCUGAAGAAGUGGAAAACCGAGAUCCUGGACUUCUGUCCCAGCACGCGUAUCCUGCUCAUUGGCUGUAAGACGGAUCUGCGCACGGACGUGUGCACGCUGAUGGAGCUGUCCAACCAAAAGCAGACUCCCAUCGCCUACGAGCAGGGGGCCGCCAUGGCCAAGCAGCUGGGCGCCGAGGCCUACCUGGAGUGCUCGGCGUUCACCUCGGAGAAGAGCAUCCACAGCGUCUUCCGCACGGCGGCCAUGGCCUGCAUCAACAAGCUGCAGCCGCUCCCCAAGCCCAGCCCCACCCGCCGCCUCUCCAAAAGACUGCUCCACCUGCCCAGCAAGUCCGACCUGCUCUCCUCCACCUUCAAGAAGGAGAAGGCCAAGAGCUGCUCCGUCAUGUGAGUGGGGACCCCCUGGGUUACGGCUCUGUGCGACCCCGGCCCCCGCCUCUUUGGUCUCGGGGAAGGGGGGGUGGGCACGAUGGUUUUAUCAGGGGCUUCCUGCUGAAUCCUUCCCUCACCCCCCCACAAACCAAACGCCCCUCAGAAGAGGUGGACACACUGCUGUCCACUUGCUCCUGAACCUUGUCAGCGCACAUUCAUCUUCUCCCACAACUGUUAAUCUUGCUUUCAAACAAUAUCCGUGGAGGUAUGAUCCUCGAGCUGUCAUUUCUUCACAUUGUAAACAGUAUGCAACUAUAACGGUGUGACAUCUGUCUGACUUUACUCUUUUUAAGGCACAUGUUGAUUCUGUCCACAUUGGAAAUGUGCAACGCGUGCCGUUUUGAUCUCGUGACGUAAAUGCCUCUCAGACAAAUCAAUGGAUAUUUUUCUAAGUGCGACACUAAACCCAGCAUGAACCUGUCAGGGGUUAGCCUGACCCUGUGCAUCCUGCUUAGCGAGGCGUGACGCGGCUCGUGGCUCCGCCCCCGUUCGGGAGCGCCGGGGCGGGCCGCGAGCCGGUGCCGCCGCGUGGAUGGCGGUCCAGACUGCGUGGAGGCGUGGCCCCGGGCGGCUCCGCCUCAGUGGAGGAGGCUGAAGUAGCUGCAGAAGCGAUGGCGCUAGAGAACGAGGGCUUCCGGCGUCUCUGCUGUUGGAGUCUAUCCUGAAACCUCCAAAUUUGGCUUCUGGGGCAGAUCUUUUAUUAGACACAAAUAAGACUGUGGUUACCGGGGCGGUUCCGCGCUGUAAUUCCUGACUGGUUCUCGAUGCCAGCCCAUGUGCGGCUCUUCCAUGCAGACGCUCCACUAAAGUCAGCAUGUAGUUUCAAAAAAACGACUCCCGUGAUUUGUAGCAUUGUGUUGUUGACGCCGCUUCAACACUUCUCUAAUGGGACGCAGCUGCAGCCAAAUGCCUUUCAUCUCCUUUUCCCAGAGGUCACCGGGGUUCUAUUCGACUCCUGUAAGAUGCCUGUGGAUCCAAUGUAGCAGCCCCAACGUGACGCUCCUCUUCCAAAGCGACUCCAGUCCUCGUGUUCGUACACUCUAUUUACCUCCAAUAAGCGCUACUUUACUGUAGAAUGCAGCGUCAGCAAACGUGUGACCGUCGUUUCUAAGCUUAAAUCUCUGGCUUCAUGGUUGCGCGCGUGCGGCAUCGAUCUCUGUGCUUCGAACCAUAAAGCAAUAAGGAUUUAAGCGCUUUGUGAUGCAAGGUAACGCGUGUGGCAAUAAAGACGCAGCUUUGUGAUUCCCGUCAUGCUGUAAUAAGCGCUCAGCGGACGUCCGUGUUCGGCUGAAACCAUCUCCGCUGUAAAGAAGCUGAUGCUCUGUGAUCGCCUCCCCUCCUCUGUGAGCAGCCUGAUGUCUAGACCAACCAACGACGACCAAUGGGAGAGUGGUCUUCGAGUUGGACGCGCCGGACUCAGUCCGUUUUACAUAAUGGUUAAAAAAAAAAAAGUACUGAGGAAUUGGAAAAUAUACUUUAAAAGUGCAACAAUCAUCUUGUAAAGUCUUUGUAAAAACGGGAGGGAGGUGGAACCAAUGAAAUGACGGAGUGAACUCACAUGCACAGGCUGGCCCUGUCCAAAAAGAACAAAGAUAUUUUUCCAUUCUUCAUUUUUUAUUUAUUUAUAUUUUGUAUUCAAUGGCAUGCUGUGGGUCCCGGUGAUGCUGUUUGAGCCGUGGACUGUCCCCUCGAGUGGUGAUUUGCACAAAGGCUUCCAGUUCAUGGUCGCACCAAAUUCCUCGACAUUGCCUAGCAACAGUUCAGCACAGGAAGCGGAGCGACUGGCUCUGUGGCCGUGGACGGAGACGGUUGGCUCACAAGCACAUCCCCACAUCCAUUAUUACGGUGUCAGGUACGCAUUGUGUGCGUGCGCGUGUGUGUGUGUGUUGUUUUUUUUCGCCAGGCUUGUUGAAUAAAACAUUUCGCGAUACGUUUCUUCGGGUUGAGGAGCUGAUGCCAGACCUCUUGCUGGUGAACGGAUGGGAGAGGUGGCUCACAGACCAUUAAUAUGCAGCCUUUGUGUUGUAGUCAGUGUUUGGUACAGUGGUGCAGUCAAACCUAAGCAUGUCCUAUUAAAGUUGUAUGAUUGUACAUACUGUAUGUCUUUUGUUUUGUAACCAGUCAGACGCUGUUGAUGCAGGUAUUUAUUUGCUGCUCUGUUUCCAGAUUGACACGUCUAAAUCUAUUUUGACGUUUAUUUCUACGUUGGUUUUUUGUUUUUGCUGUGUUAAAUAAAGCUUUCCUUGUCUGACA
Molecule: messenger RNA, 3153 nt
Organism: Betta splendens (Siamese fighting fish)
Lineage: Eukaryota; Metazoa; Chordata; Actinopteri; Anabantiformes; Osphronemidae
Gene: rnd1b
Product: Rho family GTPase 1b
Exons: 5
Coding region: 161-859 (232 amino acids)
Biological process (GO): small GTPase-mediated signal transduction
Molecular function (GO): GTPase activity; GTP binding
Source: RefSeq, a predicted model, not a curated record